Messenger RNA from Rubroshorea leprosula, 979 nucleotides. Lineage: Eukaryota; Viridiplantae; Streptophyta; Magnoliopsida; Malvales; Dipterocarpaceae. The record is from the annotation of a GenBank genome assembly.
UCACCCAGCAUUGGAUCCUUUCUCCUUUGGGAACAAAAAAAAAAAAAAAACCCUUCAUUUUUCUCAGCCAAACUCAAAAAUGCCACCGGCUUUAUCACUUGCUAUUUCUCCGAGGAAGCUCCGAUCCGAUGUGUAUUCCUAUUCCUACCAGAGGGACUCCAGUACCCCGCUUGUUAUUUCUGUUCUUGCUUCGCUAAUUGAGAGAACCAUGGUCAGAAACGAGAGACUUGUGAAGGAUUGCAGCUCGUUGGAAUUGACGAGAGAUGCAAGAACCAGAGUCUUUGAUUGCCACAAGACGCCGGACAUGACCAUUCAGUCCUACCUCGAGAGAAUUUUCAGGUACACCAGAGCCGGACCGUCGGUUUACGUCGUGGCUUAUGUGUACAUUGAUCGGUUUUGCCAGGGGAAUCCUGUGUUUCGAAUCAAUGCGAGGAAUGUACACAGGUUUCUCAUCACAGCAAUCAUGGUGGCUUCCAAAUAUGUGGAAGACAUGAAUUACAGAAAUUCUUACUUCGCUAGAGUAGGAGGAUUAACCACAUAUGAAUUGAACAAAUUGGAGCUCGAGUUCUUGUUCUUGAUGGGUUUCAAAUUGCAUGUGAAUGUUAGUGUUUUCGAGAGCUACUGCUGUCAUUUGGAGAGGGAAGUGAGUGUUGGAGGAGGAUACCACAUUGAAACAACUCUAAGAUGUGCGGAGGAAAUCAAAUCAAAGCAAAAUGAAGAUAGAAGAUACAAUCAAAUUGCUCGAAUUAUGUUGUAGAUGAUGAUGAUGAUCACAAUUGGUCAAAGAGGCGGACUUUGAUUCUUUGAUCUUCUUCUCCCAUUUUUGGGUUCUUGUGUACAGAUUGAUGGACUAAGCAAGUUCUGUUCCUUGGAAUUUAGCAACUCCGCAAGCAAAAAACAUGGCAAGCUAGAUUUUAUUUUAUUUUUUAAUUUUAACAAUACAGAGGAAGCUACAAUGUUAUAAAAUCUUGACUUUUGU